CGUCGUACGUGUGAAGUAGCUCGCCUGCUGUGCUGGCCGCCAUGAAGAAGAGCAGCAAAGGUAACGCCAAGCAUGUCAAGGGCUCGCUCUGCCUCGUCACGCCUCUCCUUCUUGCGGCGUUCUUCUACCUGCAGUUCCAGACGCUCGGCGUCUUCUCCCACAUCUUCCGGUGCGCCGGACGGUCAGCGGCCAUCGGCGACGUCGACUACGUCGACCGACUCCGCGCAUCGGUCACGUUCCUCCCGCUGAAGGACACACGGGAGUGGGCGGAAACGUGGUUCAUCAGCACCCUCGACGACACGUCCGAGCCGGAGGGCGAGGCCAAGAGCCUCGUCUUCCCGUCCGCGGCCUCCGCCGGCCGCCUCCUCUGCUUGUCGGCGCCGUCGCGCCGCGACGGGACCAAGAACGCGUACGCGCUCGCGUGGCGCGACGCGCUCCCCGACGGCGCGGAGCUCCGGCCGGGGCUCGCGUACGUGUCCGAGACGGCGUACGACCACAGCAACCUGUGGCACGGCAUCUCGGCGCUCAUCCCGUUCGCGUCGUGGCACGCGAGGAGCGGGUGCAGGUCGCGGCCGGCGAGGUGGGCGCUGUUCCACCACGGCGAGGUGAGGCUGGGGAUGAGCCCGUGGCUGACGUCGCUGGCCGAGGCGACCACCGGCGUGGAGAUGGUCGUCGAGACGUUCAACGCGUCCGACGUCCCCGUGUGCUUCGAGGAGGCCGUGGUGUUCAGGAGGAACAUGGCCGGGAUGACCCGGGAGCGGCUUCUCGCGGCGUUCGACUUCAUGCGGUGCAAGGCCAGGGCGCAGUGCGGCGUGGACCCCCCGCCCAACGGCGACACCUCCGCCGUGCGCGUCACCAUCCUGUUCCGCACCGGCGCGCGGGCGUUCAAGGACGAGGCCGCCGUCACGCGCGUGUUCCAGAAGGAGUGCGCGCGCGUCGCCGGCUGCUCGCUCACCACGGCACGCUCCGACGACCUGACCUUCUGCGACCAGGUGAAGCUGCUGAGCGGGACGGACGUGCUGAUCUCGUCGCACGGGGCGCAGAUGACGAACCUGGUGUUCAUGGACAGGAACAGCAGCAUCAUGGAGUUCUACCCCAAGGGCUGGCGGGAGAGGGCGGGAGGAGGGCAGUUCGUGUACCGGUGGGGCGCCGACCGGGCGGGGCUACGGCACGAGGGCUCGUGGUGGGAUCCCCACGGCGACCCCUGCCCCGGCUCGCCGGACAUCCUCAGCUGCUACAAAAACCGCCAGAUCGGCCACGACGAGGCCUACUUCGCGCAGUGGGCGGCCAGGGUGUUCGCGGCUGCCAAGGAGCGCAAGGCCGGCCUCGCCGCCGGCGAUGCGUCCAAGCGGCGGCGGGGGGCAGCGACCUGCCAUUGCAGCUAGCUGAACUAAACUGCUUAUAGUGUACGUUGGUGGCAGUGCAGGGAAUACAUGAUCAUUCAAGGUCUGAUCAACUAUGUUAUACAUACAUUAUACGUGUAUAUCUGAAUAAGCGGCCUGAAAAAUGCAAGUGUAGCUCUUGAUCCGAGCGUUUUUUUGGGUG
This is a messenger RNA of Oryza brachyantha (malo sina), 1545 nucleotides long. RefSeq lists its product as uncharacterized. NCBI's taxonomy places the organism in Eukaryota, Viridiplantae, Streptophyta, Magnoliopsida, Poales, Poaceae. The transcript is spliced from 2 exons. The coding region runs from base 42 to 1385 and encodes 447 amino acids. Gene Ontology annotation, molecular function: glycosyltransferase activity. The record is from RefSeq and is a predicted model, not a curated record.